GCGCAACGGUCCAGGAUGUUCAUAAACAUUCAGUCGACGGGAACAUCGCCUACUAAAAUGGCAUUUACUGCUACUCAUCAUAGACGCUUUUGUACUUCAGGUAUACACGCUAGCCUCGCGUCAACCUUAAAAAGGUCUUGCAAGUUACAUGGGCAUCGAGAAAUUUGUCAGUGCUGUAAUAAUGGGCCACGCUGGUCGGAAUGAGGAAAUAGAAUCCCAUCGACACCACCGCAUCAGAAAGAUAAGCAGGAUUUUGACAACUUUCAAAAAUGAUCCAUCUCAUGACCGUUCUUAUGUAAAUAGGCAGCUUGAGGAAGUGAUUUUGCACUCUGAGCAGCAUUGCGGGCAAUUUCGGAUUUCUUAUCGAUAGUCUUGAAAUUAAUCCGGCCCUCGUGGGAUCUCGUGCGACUGGCGAUCCAUCUUCGAACAAGGUGGCCUCAUCAUAGUAGACCGCAUUACUGAAAGCUUACCUUUUCAUAGGACACGGACUGGGUAUAUGGGUCAGAUUGUCUUCCGUACUGAUUCAAUCCUGUCAGCUCAGCUGAUAGGUGAGUGCUGAUGAUGAUCAGCCAAAAGUUUAAAUAUACUGUUACUGGACAAAUGUUGAUAAGUACUAGGGAUGUCCGGGGGCCUUGUUAUCGAUACGAUUGCGAUAUUCGUUUCGGUACCGUUAUACAGACAGUCGUUAAUGAGUCAAAGGAAAACCAGGAUAAAUCAAAAGACGAAUCUGCUUGAAUUUCAGAACCUCAAAAGUGAAUACUAUGUCAAAUACUCUAGACUUGUCAACAGCAGAAGCAGUUUCUCGUUAUCUCGAGGGUUCAGAAUCCUUCGCUUCUCAUCUUGUUACGCCAUUGUCUGGGGGUUUCUGCAACUUCACAUAUCGGAUACACCUUCGCAAACCAUAUGAGAAUCGCCCAACUCUUGUUCUAAAGUAUACAUCUGAAUAUAUUGCGUCUUCUGCAACAAAAAUACCGUUGCCUACUGUUCGUCAGGUAUUCGAGGCUGAGGGACUGAAGCUAGCAAUGAAGCUGCAGCCUGCAGAUUCCAUUGUCAGUCCACCACAAGUUCACUACUUCGACGAAGUUUCGCACGUCAUUAUCAUGGAAGAUUGCGGUGAAGACAGCAUUACGCUUAAACAGUUAAUGAUCAACGAAACGCUGCCGAGAACACUGGCAGAUGAGAUAGGAGCAGCGCUAGGAGAGUUUUUGGGUCGCAUUCAUGAUGGAAAUAAAAGCCCAAACUUCGACCUUGGACUCCUCAAAGACUAUCAGUUAGGGAAGGCGAUUUCUGGGAGUCUGACUUACGGAUGCUUGAUUUCUACCAUCACUGGCAAAGACAACUUAUCUGCACUGUCAGACCCGGUCUUGCCAAUUCCUCAGGAGAAACUGGACAUCAUAUCGGACCUGGCCCCCACGAAGAUAGAUGCUAUUAACAAUGCCAGCGAGAUAUUCACUCAAGGCGAUUUCUGGCCUGGAAAUAUCAUGGUUUCGCUCGAUCGUGAUGCUGCAAUCCCUCGCUUAAAGCGAAUGUAUAUAUUGGAUUGGGAGGUAGCAAAAGCAGGGCUUCCCGGUAUGGACGUGGGACAGAUGUGUGCUGAACUGUAUCUCCUUCAGCGAUGCUACGCACACAGCGCAGAGCCCGCAGCAUGGGUUUUGAAGUCGUUCCUGGAAGUUUACCGUCGCAGAUGUGCUGUGGACGUUACCACUGCGCAAACUGCCAUUGUACACGUCGGAGCUCAUCUUGUGGCUUGGACACCACGUAUUGCGUGGGGGAAUAAAGAAAAGACGAGGGAGCUGGUAGAAGAAGGUAUUGAAUUGUUGGUCGCAGGGUCCAAAAGUGAUGAGGCAUGGCUCGGAACAUCGUUGAUAAGACCUUUGUUACUUGUAGACUAGAUUGUAUGAGAAACCUUUUUGGUCAAAAUAUGGCAAAAGGGACUCUCAUAACUUUCAGCUGAAAAUCUAACAAAACAGAUUAUUAGUAUGCGUA
Messenger RNA from Serpula lacrymans var. lacrymans S7.9, 1986 nucleotides. RefSeq lists its product as uncharacterized. The record is from RefSeq and is a predicted model, not a curated record. NCBI's taxonomy places the organism in Eukaryota, Fungi, Basidiomycota, Agaricomycetes, Boletales, Serpulaceae. The coding region runs from base 762 to 1892 and encodes 376 amino acids. The transcript has 4 exons.